Messenger RNA from Candidozyma haemuli, 1593 nucleotides. RefSeq lists its product as uncharacterized. The transcript has a single exon. Gene Ontology annotation, cellular component: membrane. The record is from RefSeq and is a predicted model, not a curated record. Gene Ontology annotation, biological process: carbohydrate transport; transmembrane transport. NCBI's taxonomy places the organism in Eukaryota, Fungi, Ascomycota, Pichiomycetes, Serinales, Metschnikowiaceae. Gene Ontology annotation, molecular function: carbohydrate:proton symporter activity. The coding region runs from base 1 to 1593 and encodes 530 amino acids.
AUGAUGAUGCGCUUCAAGUCGACCCCCAUUGAAGAUAUCGUGGGAAAAGAGAUCGCCAACGUUCUUCCCGAUUACGGAAAGCCCUGGUACAGAGUGAAGCAUCUUCUUGUUCUUAACUUGCUUUUGCUUGUGCCACUUCUCUCUGCGGCUACAUCUGGCUACGACGGUUCAUUGAUGAACGGGCUUCAGUCAAUGGAAGAAUGGAGAAGUGAAUUCAAUAACCCCCGAGGAACAAUGCUUGGCUUUAUAAAUGCUGCUCAGAACUUUGGUGGUAUCAUUGCUCUUCCUUUUUGCGGCUGGCUCACAGAUUACAUUGGAAGAAAGUGGACUUUGACCAUCGGUCUUUUUGGUAUCGUUGUUGCUACAGUUAUCCAGGCUACUGGUCAUGUUCUUGGUCAGCUUAUUGCAUCCAGAUUUAUCAUCGGAAGCGCUAACAUGUUGGCAGCCCAACCAGCUCCAUUGUUGGUGGCUGAGUUGUCGUAUCCAACAUUCAGAGGUAAGCUUACGUGUUUGUACUGGGCUACAUACUACGUUGGUGCAAUCUUGGCUUCUUGGUCUUGCUAUGGAUGUACUGGAAGAGGUGACUCAUGGGCAUGGCGUAUUCCUACGAUUCUCCAAAGUGCGUUCCCAAUUAUUCAGAUAGCUUUCUUAUACUUUGUGCCUGAAAGUCCCAGAUGGCUUGUGUCCAAAGGAAGAGUUGAUGAAGCAAAAGAAAUUUUGAUCAGAUACCAUGCUGCUGGUGAUAAGGAAAGCCCACUUGUUGAACAAGAACUUGGGGAGAUUUCAUCAGCCUUGGAAAUGGAGAGUCUUGCCAGCCAAACCACCUGGCGUGCUUUGGUGGCUACUCCAGGCAACAGAAAGCGUACUUUCAUUGCAGUCACCUUGGGUAUCUUCUCACAGUGGAGUGGUACCGCCGUUGUGUCUUACUACUUUACCUUGGUUCUUAACACCAUUGGUAUUACCUCGUCGUCCAUGCAAACGUUGAUCAACGGUUUCUUGCAGAUUUUCAACUUCGUGUUUGCUACAUUAUCAGCUUUGUUAGUUGACUUCUUUGGAAGAAGACUUCUUUUCUUAUGGUCAGGUAUCGGUAUGCUUAUUUCAUAUAUCAUUUGGACAGCGUGCUCAGCAGUCUUUGAACAAACAGGAUCUGUGGCUGCGGGAAGAGCUGUGGUUGGCUUUAUCUUUAUCUUUUUCUUCCACUAUGAUAUUGCCUAUACGCCAUUGCUUCUUGGGUACCCUACGGAAAUCUUCCCAUACUCCUUGCGGUCUAAAGGUGUUUCUGUUGUGCUUUUCAUGUGUUACGCCUCCUUGGUGAUUUCUUCCUUUUGUAACUCCAUUGCUAUGGAUAACAUUGGAUGGCGCUACUAUAUUGUGUUUUGCGUCAUUCUCGUCUUCGUGGUGCUCAACACAUACUUCUUCUAUCCCGAGACCAAAGGCUACUCUUUGGAAGAAAUUGCCGUAUUGUUCGAUGGUGAACCGGAAGUGGACUUGGAGGAUCUGUUGUUCAAGGACCAAGCUGACGAUUUACACACACUGCCUUCAGCCAAGAAGACCCAGGUUGUCCAUGUGGAGACUGUAAGCAAGGCUGAGUAG